This is a messenger RNA of Dipodomys ordii (Ord's kangaroo rat), 2240 nucleotides long. It is a transcript of the gene Dnaaf8, whose product is annotated as chromosome unknown open reading frame, human C16orf71. The transcript has 9 exons. The coding region runs from base 257 to 1903 and encodes 548 amino acids. Gene Ontology annotation, molecular function: dynein complex binding. Lineage: Eukaryota; Metazoa; Chordata; Mammalia; Rodentia; Heteromyidae. Gene Ontology annotation, cellular component: dynein axonemal particle. The record is from RefSeq and is a predicted model, not a curated record.
UGGUAGUUUAGUGGAGAUAGAGUCUCACGGGAAGGAAAGACUUUCCUGGCCUUAAACUGCCAUCCUCAGAUCUCAGCCUCCUAAGUAGUUAAGAUUACAAGUUCCUGGCUCUUAUCUAUGUCUUCAUAUACAUAUAUCCCUAAACAUAUCUCAUGUAUACACAUAUAUAUGAUGUAAAUAUAUGUAUAUACAUAUGCAGGUCUGCUCACACAUACAGCUGAGUUCCUAGUAACGAAGUACAGAACCACAGGAAUGGAUGAGAGGUGGCUGUAAAGUCUUUUUGCCUGUAGCUGGUUGGAGUUUUAGAAAGGCAGGCCCUCAUCUCUUGAUGUUGGUCACCUUGACCACGUGUUCUCCACAGAGCUCCUCGGAUGAUGGCAUACAAAGAUGGCAUCCUGUGAGCCUGGUCUCCAUGGAAGCCAAAGACAAAGAUGUGCCCUCCCUGGGCUCCCCCUGGGAUGCCAUCCUCAAGGCUGCCAAAGAUCAGCUUCCAUCUCUGGACUCAGACUCGUCUUUGUCUGACGACAGGGAAGAGGAGCCCUACAUCUUCCAGCGAAACCAGCCCGUUCUGAUUCCAGACCUGGCUGAGGAGCUCACUGAAGAGCCUGCUGAUGCCAGCGAGCCUAGGACCUGGGGGCCUGCAGUUAAAAGGUCUCCAUCUAAGCCAGUUUUGGUGCCUGGGGGACCCUCCACUGAACCCAGGAGUGGACAGAGGAUGUGGGACUCAGCCCUUCGGGAAGGAAGAGGUCCUGGCCAGCCAUCCCAAGGCUGCGCGGAUACCAGCACCCUCCUUCGAAUGGCUGAGACCUCCUCGUGGCUGGAAGGUGACCUUGGAAGCUUUUCCUUCAAUUCCAAAGCAUCCCAGAGUUCUUCCUGUGGCCCUCAGGGAGAAGCUACCCUCUCUCCUGAAGGAAAGCCAAAGAUAGAACCCCGGGAUGAGGAUGCAUGGAAAGACUCUGCGAAGCGCAGAGCCCUCCGCCUGGAAAGGAGGAAGAUGAUAGAGAAGGAGGUACUCCAGAAAGUGACCUGGGGCACUCGGGACCCACCUAAUCAAGGCCAGGCCGAAGAGCCAGAACCCAGGCCACAGGCCUCCUCAGCAGAGCCCCAAGAAGGACAGCUUGUGCUCUCCCUCCAGCACCUGGAAGAUUGGGAUUUGGAUUACAUCCUGAAGAGUCUGCCAGUCCAGGAAGACAGCCCCACAGAUGGCGCAUCCAGAAGUGCAUGGUGGUUAGCAGAAAGCUGCCAAGGCCGAGAUAACUCUGUGCCACGCUCCCAGGACAGACUCCAAGAGCAGCUGGCCCUUUUGUGUGCCACACAGUCCAAGACCUGCACUGCUGCCCGGAAGGUGCCAGCUGACAUGCCCCAAGACACUGAGGAAGAGGAAACCAGAAGCAGGAAUGCUGUGAUGAGGCUGGGCCUCCAGGCGGAGCCAUGCCAGAGGCUAGAUGAGGGCAGCACGCUGAACACAGAGCCUCCCACCAUCUUCAUGGACCUGAGGCCGACAAAGCCAUGGGAUCCAGAAAGCCAGGAGUCCUCAGAAAGUUCCCAGUACAGCUCCUCUGACAGUGAAGAGGAAGAGGAGACUACAGCUAUGGGAGAGCAGCGAGACCAGGCGCAGCAGGCACCUACUUCCUCCCAGGGCCCAUGGGACUGUACGGCAAAGAGCCGGCUUCUCCAGCAGCUGAAGGCCUUUCGGAAGGGUGUAGCUCCACCUGAACUCCUUAUCAAUGAGGGCUCAGGCAGCCAGGAGACUCAGGCUCCUGAAGAAAUAGCUGGAACAGGCACGGAGAAGGAGGAACACACAGAGCCCCAGGCUGAAGAGCUGAGUGCCCAGGCCCGACUCCAGGCCCGACAUCCCAUGGCCUUGGAGAGCAGUGAGGUGCUGGAUCUAGGCCAACUGUAGGCGCCUCAGGCACGCAGAGUCCUUCCAAACUAAAGGUGGCACUGACUGUCAAAUCUAAACCGAAUGCUGGGCAUCCUAACACAUGAAACUAUGAAGAGUGGAGUGAUGCCCACCCUUCACGAAAGCCAGCAAGAACAAAAUAAACCAAAUAGGUUGGGGCCAACUGGUUCCCUACCACGGCCCGGCCCCCAUAGGGGACGCCUGGCCUUCCUGCACCUCAUUACUUUGCAAGCCUUACCCAUCCCCAUCCCUGUCUCCAUUUUACAAAGUCCUCUGUAACUAUCUUCCCCAUUCUGACCCAUGGCAGCUUCAAUCCCCUGCCACCUCCUCAGGAAGA